AUGCAGCACUACGGGGUGAACGGCUACUCGCUCCACGCCAUGAACUCACUGAGCGCCAUGUACAACCUCCACCAGCAGGCGGCGCAACAGGCCCAGCACGCCCCUGACUACAGGCCCUCAGUGCAUGCCCUCACUCUUGCAGAGAGACUGGCUGACAUCAUCCUUGAGGCCCGGUAUGGCUCCCAGCACCGUAAGCAGCGGCGGAGUCGCACGGCCUUCACCGCCCAGCAGCUGGAGGCCCUGGAGAAAACCUUCCAGAAGACCCACUAUCCUGAUGUGGUGAUGCGUGAGCGUCUGGCAAUGUGCACCAACCUGCCCGAGGCACGAGUGCAGGUCUGGUUCAAGAACCGUCGGGCCAAGUUCCGUAAGAAGCAGCGCAGCCUGCAGAAGGAGCAGCUCCAGAAACAGAAGGAGGCGUCAGGAGCAGCAGACGGCUCUCCUGAGGACUCCAAGACUGACCUCACCAACGCCAACACCACCACCACCACCACCACCCUGGCUCCUGAGGCCCGCACCCCUCCCCACCCCUCCUCCUGUCACUCAGAGGAGAGGCCGGAGGCGGCACGGCCCCAGCCUGACGAGAUGAGCGUGGAAGUCAACGUCACCUCCCCUGAGCCCUCGGACAGCGAGUCAGCAGCGGAAGAUAAUGCUGACAGAGAAGAGGACGAAAUGAGGGGGGAGACGAGGGUGAAGACCAGGGAGGAGACGCAUGGGGAGAGAGGAGCGCAGCCAGGGAGCACCCCCCCAUCCUGCAAACGACUCAGCCCUGCACCAGACUCUCCCCUGAGCUCCCCUGCCUUGCCGUCCUCCAGCAGUGCGAGUGGCGGCAUGGCUCCGGGCAACUCCUACGCCUCGUCCCCCCUCAGCCUCUUUCGGCUGCAGGAACAGUUUCGGCAGCACAUGGCCGCCACCAGCAACAUGGUGCACUACCCGUCCUUCGACAUGAGCACACAGUCCUCUAUGCCCUACCUGGGCAUGAACGUCAACAUGCCGUCCCCGCUGGGCUCACUGCCCUGCCAGUCCUAUUACCAGUCGCUGUCACAGGCCCAGCAGGUGUGGAACAGCCCGCUGAUGCAGCCGGCGCCAGGCAGCCUCCCGGGAAGCAUCCCGGGAAGCCUCAACAGCAAGACAACGAGCAUUGAGAACCUCCGCAUGAGGGCUAAGCAGCACGCAGCCUCGCUGGGAUUGGACACGCUCCCCAACUGA
This is a messenger RNA of Limanda limanda (common dab), 1206 nucleotides long. RefSeq names its product diencephalon/mesencephalon homeobox protein 1-A-like. The transcript is spliced from 4 exons. Gene Ontology annotation, biological process: regulation of transcription by RNA polymerase II. Bases 1 to 1206 code for a protein of 401 amino acids. Gene Ontology annotation, molecular function: DNA-binding transcription factor activity, RNA polymerase II-specific; RNA polymerase II transcription regulatory region sequence-specific DNA binding. NCBI's taxonomy places the organism in Eukaryota, Metazoa, Chordata, Actinopteri, Pleuronectiformes, Pleuronectidae. The record is from RefSeq and is a predicted model, not a curated record.